UUCCGAAAGGAAAAUAGUUGCUGUAAAACGAAAAAAAUGUCGUCUGUGUUAGAUAAGUUGUGGAGCGAGCAGUUCCGUGAGGCAGCAACCUCGGUGUACACCAUCAUAGCCGCUGCUGUGGUGCUGGCGUAUUUGGUCUUCAAGCAGACGCGCACCAAUAGGGACACCUACGACGAGCAGGACUACAGGGAUGCGGGCCACACCAUACAGAUGGAACCGUUGAGUGGACUCGUUCUGACUAAGAAGCUGCUUGAAGAAUUCAAUUGCACCAACAAGGGUCGCCGAUACCUGGUCGCUUUGCGGGACGUGGUCUACGAUGUGUCAAAUAUGUCCGAUGACUUUGGUCCCAAGGGAAGUUACGCCAAGUGGUCGGGCCAAGAGCUGACGGAACUGAUCAAAGCUGAAGCUAUUCUCAAAAACGAAAACAUUGAGAAGCAUAUGCAAAUAUGGACCCAGACGCUGGACGAAUUCUUCUUUGUCGCUGGGGAGCUCAUCGACUACGAAGACCCUGAUAAGAAAGCUAAACAAGAAGCCAAUCAAUAUACCGUGGAAGAUAUAACAGACGAUGAAGACGAUUUUCCGGCUCGUGGUGAUAGUCGUAAUACUGGGUCGUCCUCGGACGAUAAUAAUAUGACUAUUAUUCCCAACAAUUAAACCCAGCAUUAUACCCCAAUCACACGAAAUCACACGCCCACUCAGUCGCCCUUCAAUCAGACACCAAAAUCCAGACCAAAACUGGCACUUAACCUAUCAUAAGCCCCCAAACAUGAACUUAAGCCCUCUGCUAUAAUAUUGUAAUACAAACACUGGCACAAAUAAAUAUACAUACAUAUUGGCAGCCCA
Drosophila persimilis is the source of this 843-nucleotide messenger RNA. RefSeq lists its product as uncharacterized. The record is from RefSeq and is a predicted model, not a curated record. Lineage: Eukaryota; Metazoa; Arthropoda; Insecta; Diptera; Drosophilidae. The coding region runs from base 37 to 654 and encodes 205 amino acids. The transcript has a single exon.